AUUUGAUUCUAUCAUCUGUUUUGGUUUAUUUUUAAUUUCUUAAUUUUUAUUUCAGAACAAUUUAAUGAUAAAAUUGAAAAUAAGUAAAACGACGAAAAUGGUUGAAGACAAAUUUAAUGCACAUGUUGUAAAAUAUUUUACAGCUUUAAUGGAUAAUGACAAAAGUCUUUCUUCAGGAAUCGCUGCGAUCAAAACCUUGUUAAUGGUACUUGAAAAUACUAAAUUUGACACCAUCCAUAUAUUAAUCUCAACAAUCCAAGCAGCUGUUUUAGCCAUGCGGUCAUCAGAACUUCCAAUAACAGCAAUAGUUUCUGGAAGUGAAUUAUUUUCAAGAUUUAUCACUUUUGCUAAAUUUGAUGACAAAUCUAUGGAAGAAUGUAAAAAUAUUAUGUUGAAUAGAGGAAAAUCUUUUCUAUCUAAAUUAUUAGAAUGUAGACAAAUAGUAUCAAAUCAAGCUGUUCAGUUCAUCACUGAUGGAUGCCGAGUAUUGACGCAUUCAAGAUCAAGAGUAGUGUUACAAACUCUGGAACUAGCGGCCAAAAGUAACAAAAAAUUUCAUGUUUAUGUAACCGAGGGAGGUCAUGAUAAAGACGGAAAACAAAUGUGUGCCGAUUUGGAAAAAUGUGGGAUCGAUUGCACUUUAAUAAUAGAUUCUGCUAUAGGAUAUGUUAUGGAGAGUGUCGAUUUUGUUAUGGUGGGAGCUGAGGGAGUUGUUGAAAGUGGUGGAAUUAUUAAUAGGAUUGGUACAUUCACAAUGGCAGUAUGUGCUAAGGAAAUGAAAAAACCUGUUUAUGUUGUAGCUGAAAGUUUUAAAUUCACGAGAUUGUAUCCUCUUAAUCAAAGAGAUCUUCCUGAUGAAUAUAAAUAUUCUAAACAAGAUUUAAGAAAUUUAAAAAAUAUUGGAAAAGCUCAUCCGUUAGUUGAUUAUACACCACCAGCAUAUAUUACAUUGAUUUUCAGUGAUUUAGGAAUUUUAACUCCAUCCGCAGUGAGCGAUGAGUUAAUUAAAUUGUACCUAUAAUAUACACAUUUUUUACCGUUAUGUAAUAGUUCCAUAUUUAAAUAAAAAUUGUGGAUUAAUAUAUAAUA
Messenger RNA from Condylostylus longicornis, 1089 nucleotides. It is a transcript of the gene eIF2Balpha, whose product is annotated as translation initiation factor eIF-2B subunit alpha. Gene Ontology annotation, cellular component: eukaryotic translation initiation factor 2B complex. The transcript is spliced from 6 exons. NCBI's taxonomy places the organism in Eukaryota, Metazoa, Arthropoda, Insecta, Diptera, Dolichopodidae. Gene Ontology annotation, molecular function: guanyl-nucleotide exchange factor activity; translation initiation factor activity. Gene Ontology annotation, biological process: translational initiation. The record is from RefSeq and is a predicted model, not a curated record. Bases 65 to 1021 code for a protein of 318 amino acids.